AUGGGCAAAUGUGCUUCAUCGUACUGCGCCUGGCCGGCGCUGGCGGCGCUGAUACUCGGGCUGGGCAUAGGUAAUAUCUCAGCUGCUUCCGUCUACAUCGCUUCGGAGCAGUGUUUGGCGCCCCAGCCGUCCGCUACGGUGCCGGACUAUGUGAUGAAAUAUGCUCCGUUGAUCUGGAUACACUCCCAGGACCCCUACCAGCCUUCCGACAUUGGUGCACAGCUCUCACACACGGUUCCCAUGAUAGACCGUGUUGCCAUCCCAAACUCGCCAACUAACAUUACACUAAACAACCUCGACGAGCUUAACAAGCUAGGCGGUAACAAGGUCUGUCUCACCUCGAAGGAAGGCAUACAGGCCCUACCGAAGUGGUUUGGCGGCGUCAAGCCGAACAAGGACGGAAAGACGGAGGGCGCUGUCUCAUCUGCGAUCGUGGUUAGAGAACACGGUGAUGCGGAUCGGACGGUAGAUGCGUUUUAUUUCUAUUUCUACGCAUAUAACCAGGGCAACACGGUCUUAGGCAUCGAGUUCGGCGACCAUGUCGGUGACUGGGAGCACAAUAUGAUUCGCUUCCGCAACGGCACACCCGAGGCCAUCUGGUACAGCCAGCACGCUGCAGGCCAGGCAUUCCAGUUCCAAGCGACAGACAAGCGCGGCGUAAGGCCAAUCGGCUUCAGCGGCAACGGUACUCACGCCGUCUAUGCCACAGCAGGAACACACGACCACACGAUCCCUGGUCUCGAUCUCCCUGCCGGCUUUCUGGAAGACGAAGCAGACGAAGGCACUCUCUGGGACCCGACUUUGAGUGCAUAUGUAUACUCCUACUCCCCGACCACCGGUCUCUUCACUCCCUACGACCCCUCGACUCCCACCAGAUGGCUCUACUUCCAGGGCCGGUGGGGCGACGAGCAACUUCCCGACGACGCUCCGGGACAGGUCGAGCUGUUCGGACAGCGAAAGUAUGCGACUGGCCCUGACGGCCCGAUGUUCAAAGAGCUAGUAAGGGAGAAGGUGUGUCCGAGCGGCGUCAAGCUGUGUCUGGUGCUGCCGUGGGUGACUGCUGUGAAGGAAGAGGAGAGGAAGCAGGUCCUGGCAGGCCUGGUGAAAGAGGAGCUGGAGAGGGAGAGACGCAAGUCUGCCUAA
Arthroderma uncinatum is the source of this 1143-nucleotide messenger RNA. RefSeq lists its product as uncharacterized. The record is from RefSeq and is a predicted model, not a curated record. The coding region runs from base 1 to 1143 and encodes 380 amino acids. The transcript is spliced from 5 exons. Lineage: Eukaryota; Fungi; Ascomycota; Eurotiomycetes; Onygenales; Arthrodermataceae.